GAAUUUGUAAACUAUGGCUGGAGAUUUCAAAGCAGUAGGAGCUUUCACCAUUACUCCCCACAAAGUCUCCAUCUGUAUUCUCCUCCAGAUCUAUGCACCACCAGCUCAAGCCUCAGUGCCGUUUCCCUUCUCGUCCGUCUCUCAGCACAAUCGCCUCGGCUUGUUCUUGUUGGCCUUGACAAAGUCUUGUGAUGACGUCAUGGAGCCAACAUUAGAUGAGCUUACAAAUCAAUUGAGAGAAAUUGGUGGCUUGCUGAAUCAUUGGUUAAGUGAUCAUUUAACCCGACGGUUAUCAUCUCUAGCUUCCCCUGAUGACUUGUUUAAUCUUUUCAACAGUCUUCGAAGUAUCCUCGGGGGCCCUGAAACAAGUGUUUUGGAAGAUGACCAAAUCAUCUUGGAUCCAAACAGUUACUUGGGAACGUUUCUACGCCGUUGCCUGCUUGCCUUCAAUCUAUUAUCAUUUGAGGCAAUCUGCCACCUUUUGACACAUAUAGGGAUCUAUUGUAAGGAGGUUGCCUCAUCUUGUCGUCCUUAUGAUUUGCCCAAUGAUGAUGAUUCUAAUAAUGAACUAGAAGAGUUGUUGGGUUAUGAGGAUAUGGAUCUUGAGACCUUUGUUUUUCGUAAAGUUGCUGAAGAAGCUGAAGCUAGAAAAAGAGCUAGGGAAAGUGCUACAUUCCAUCUUCAUGCACCUAAGUCACUUUUUGGGUUGGUGGAAGAUGUCCAGGUUCCCGCUGGCGCCAAAUUCAAGCGCAGCAAUGAUGGUAGACAAGGGAGGGAGUUUGCAUGCCCUUCAGAUGAUGCAUCGAGAGGUGAUGAUCAAAUUGGUGGCUUAUUUUUACGUACUAAUUGGCAGGUACAGGGGUACUUAAGAGAGAAAGCUGAUCUAAUUGAGAGGCAUGGCAGUUCAUUUCCACUAAAUUCAUUUGAAUCUGUUUUAAAGCAGCUUCAGAAACUUGCUCCAGAGCUUCAUCGCGUUCACUACUUACGAUACUUGAAUAGCCUUUAUCAUGAUGAUUACCCUGCUGCUUUGGAAAACCUUCACUGCUAUUUUGAUUACAGUGCAGGGGCAGAGGGAAUCGAUUCUGCUCCAUCUCCUUCUUUCAGCAGUUUUGGAAACUAUGAAACUGCUUUAUUAUGUUUAGGUCUGAUGCAUUGUCAUUUUGGGCAUCCUAAGCAAUCAUUGGAGGUCCUAACUGAAGCUGUUCGGGCCUCUCAACAGCACAAUAAUGAUACUUGUCUUGCCUACACUUUGACAGCUAUUUGCAACUUGUUAUCUGAAAUCGGUAUCUCAAGCACAACGGGUAUAAUUGAUUCGUCACAUUCACCAGUUACCAGUAUAGGUACUUCACUGUCUAUCCAGCAACAAUUGUUUGUGUUACUAAGAAGGUCUCUAAAGAGAGCAGAAAGCCUGAAGCUACCCCUGCUUGUAGCCUCCAAUCGGCUGGCAAUGGCAAAAUUCAAUCUAACGCAUGUGAAAAGAGCAUUGCUUUCAUUUGGUCCCAAGGCUUCCAUGAAGCUCAAAACAUGUCCAAGUGAUGUUUGCAAGGAACUGAGAUUAAGUACUUAUUUGCUCAGUGAAUUUGGAUCAGAUGGUGCAUCACUGACAAUUGAUGGUGCAUUUAGUACUGCAUGGCUAAAGAGCCUACAAAAGCCUAUGGUUUCAUCAGUUCUGUCUCAGGAGGAUGAAUCUGGAGGUUCAUGCGAUGCUCUUCAGUUUGGUUCACAACCAAGUUCUAUUCCUGGUUAUGUGAUGCAAUUAGCUGGUGCAUCAUAUCUACUCCGGGCCACUGCCUGGGAGCUAAAUGGCAGUGCCCCUGUAGCUCGACUAAAUGCAUUGAUCUAUACGACAUGCUUUGCUGAUUCUUCAAGUUCGGCUGAUGUGGCAUUAGCAUAUGUCAAACUUAUCCAACACCUGGCAAUAUUUAAAGGAUAUAAAGAAGCUUUUACUGCUCUACAGGUGGCUGAGGAGAAGUUUGUGUCUUUGUCAAAAUCAAAAAUCCAGAUCCUGAAGCUGCAAUUGCUACAUGAGCAGGCUUUGCAUCGAGGACAUUUGAAAUUAGCCCAACAAGUGUGUGAUGAGUUAGGAGCACUUGCCUCUUCUGUAACUGGUGUGGAUAUGGAGCUGAAAUCAGAAGUCAGCCUUCGGCAUGCUCGUACACUACUUGCUGCUAAGCAGUUCAACCAGGCAGCAGCUGUAGCACAGUCUCUCUUUUGUAUGUGUUACAAAUUCAAUCUUCAGGUUGAGAAUGCGACUGCCCUACUCUUGCUUGCAGAAAUCCACAAGAAAUCUGGCAAUGCUGUAUUAGGCCUACCUUAUGUGCUAGCUAGCCUUUCAUUUUGCCAAUCUUUUAAUCUUGAUCUGCUGGAAGCAUCAGCCACUCUGGUACUCGCUGAGUUGUGGCUGUCACUUGGAUCAAGCCAUGCAACACGAGCAUCAACCCUCAUACACAGGGCUUUUCCAAUGAUUCUCGGUCAUGGAGGUUUGGAGUUACGUGCACGAGCCUUUAUUGCAGACGCAAAGUGUUAUCUAUCAGAUCCAUGUUUUUCAGUUUCUGAAGAUCCUGAGGUUGUGCUGGAUUCUCUAAGGCAAGCUUCUGUGGAGCUUGAAAUUUUAGAGUAUCAUGAAUUGGCGGCCGAAGCCUUCUACUUGAUGGCCAUUGUCUUCGACAUGCUUGGACAUCUAGAUGAAAGAGAAAAUGCUGCUGCUUCGUUUAGAAAUCAUGUGGUUGCUCUUGAAAACCCGGAUGAUGACGACUCAUUGUUGAACCGGAUAUAAGGAAUUCAUCCAUAACCCAGUGGAACACAUAUUGCAAGUUGACAGCUGAAGCCAUCCACUUGUGGCCACAAUUUAGAUGGAAAGACAGCUUCUUAAUUCAAAACAAGUGAUUUGUUUCGAAAAUUCACAGGACGAGGGCCUGCUGUCAAAGGGAUAUAACUAAAUCCUCAUGCUCUGAUGCAGGUGAGCACGUGAAACCCCAUACUGUACUUACAGAUCAGUAGAGCAUUUGAUGUGCUAGUUAUGUUUGGCCAUGUAAUCAGAUAUAACUAGGUUAACUUUCUUCUCUAUUCCAUCCUAUUGGUUGAAUGAAUGGAUUCAGCUUCAACACAAGAGUGGCCCUUGAUAUAAGAAACUGCUCUGGACCAAUUUAAACUGAUCCCACCCUCUAGCCUCUUUGUACUUUAAUGGGUAGACCAGCCUAGGGAUAAUU
Messenger RNA from Telopea speciosissima, 3209 nucleotides. RefSeq names its product anaphase-promoting complex subunit 5. Gene Ontology annotation, cellular component: anaphase-promoting complex. The record is from RefSeq and is a predicted model, not a curated record. The transcript is spliced from 20 exons. The coding region runs from base 14 to 2776 and encodes 920 amino acids. Gene Ontology annotation, biological process: positive regulation of mitotic metaphase/anaphase transition; protein K11-linked ubiquitination; anaphase-promoting complex-dependent catabolic process. NCBI's taxonomy places the organism in Eukaryota, Viridiplantae, Streptophyta, Magnoliopsida, Proteales, Proteaceae.